AUAUGACCACAGCAGCGCAGUGAGAUGUCCGCGCCAGCUUUAAUUCUCCUAAGUUUAUUAAUAUGUUAUUCUUUGGCAGAGACGAUUUCAAAUGUUUCACCUCCAAACAUUAUCAUAAUGCUUAUGGAUGACAUGGGUUGGGGGGACUUGGGGGUGUUGGGUCAGCCCUCCAAAGAGACCCCCAAUCUGGACGCGAUGGCAGCUCAGGGCAUGCUCUUCACCAACUUCUACACAGCCAACCCACUGUGUUCCCCAUCCAGAGCUGCUCUUCUCACCGGGAGGCUGCCGGUCAGAAAUGGUUUCUACACCACCAACGCUCACGCCAGAAACGCAUAUACACCCCAGGAGAUAGUGGGGGGAAUCUCCAAAGAUGAGAUCUUGUUGCCUCAGUUGCUGAAGAAAAAAGGUUAUGUCAGCAAGAUAGUCGGCAAGUGGCAUCUGGGCCACCGACCACAGUACCUUCCUCUAGAAAAUGGUUUUGAUGAGUGGUUUGGUUCACCAAACUGCCACUUUGGUCCCUACGACGYCAUCAGCAGACCCAACAUCCCCGUUUACAACAACUCUGAGAUGCUUGGAAGGUACUUUGAGGACUUCAAGAUCAACCAGAACACGGGAGAAUCAAACCUCACACACAUGUAUUUAAUGGAAGGUCUAGAUUUCAUCCUUCGCCAGGCCAAAGCCAAACAGCCCUUCUUCCUCUACUGGGCAGCCGAUGCCACCCACGCCCCCGUUUACGCCUCCAAACAAUUCUUAGGGAAGAGCCAGCGAGGCCGUUAUGGAGACGCUGUGAUGGAGCUGGACUUCAGCGUGGGUCAGAUCCUAAAAACGCUUCAGAGUCUGGGAAUAGAAAAGAACACAUUUGUCUUCUUUACUUCGGACAACGGAGCAGCUCUAAUGUCUGGUCCAAAAGCAAGUGGCAGCAACGGGCCCUUCCUCUGUGGGAAGGAGACCACAUUUGAGGGGGGCAUGAGGGAGCCCGCCAUAGCCUGGUGGCCUGGCAACAUCCAGGAAGGGAUG
Messenger RNA from Austrofundulus limnaeus, 1017 nucleotides. Its product is annotated as N-acetylgalactosamine-6-sulfatase. The record is from RefSeq and is a predicted model, not a curated record. NCBI's taxonomy places the organism in Eukaryota, Metazoa, Chordata, Actinopteri, Cyprinodontiformes, Rivulidae. Gene Ontology annotation, molecular function: N-acetylgalactosamine-6-sulfatase activity; arylsulfatase activity.